Molecule: messenger RNA, 2348 nt
Organism: Daphnia carinata
Lineage: Eukaryota; Metazoa; Arthropoda; Branchiopoda; Diplostraca; Daphniidae
Exons: 3
Coding region: 565-1296 (243 amino acids)
Source: RefSeq, a predicted model, not a curated record
AAGCGUUUACUGAAACCAUAACGCCAAAAAUGCAUUUCAACAAUCGUUAUCGAAAGCAAAUACCCAAAACGGUAGUGGUAAUAUCGAACGUUCAUCGCCAACGUGAGCAGUGAAUUAGAUGCAUCACGCAUAAUUUUUUGCAGUCGUGUGUGCCACGGAAGUGUGAAAAUUGGCUGCUUCCUUAUUUUGAAGUAAUAAUAGAUCAAUCUUUUUUUUCCUUACCAGGCAUUGGUACGAAACCGUUUAACUACAAGUGGCUCUAAAUAGUUUUCCUUCAGCACAAGUGAAUGGAACGAGCAAUUUCUUGGAGAGAAGAACCUGCACGUCAUACUCAUCGUGUGCUGGGAAUGCACGAUGAAACGAUAAGAUUACUGCAAAACUGCGUGCUCACUGGCUCAUAACUCCAUGCUGAUAAAGCAAUUCUACUUGCUACGUUCUUCUGGACGCGUUGGAGCACAUCGUCAAAAUGCAAUUAGCUGACAAUGUCUUAAAAAGAGUGUGUAUAUAAGAGCCCUCCGUUGCUUAGUAUCAGCACAUCUCGAGUACAUCGAUCGACGAGACAACAUGCAAUCCCACCUACGCGGAGUAAUAACAUUCGUCAUCUUCUCUACCCUUUCGAUUGUCCUGAGUCGUCAGCAAUUCAACCUGCAACAACGGAUGGAAUUCUUGCCUUAUUGGUCACCAAGGCUUAAACCUGCCUUUAAUAUUUAUCAGCCACAAGAAAAUAAUGAAUUGAUGCACGAAUACGCGAACAUUCCGUUAGAAAGACGUGUACAGGACAAUCAACGUUUUCUCUUUGCCGCAACAUCCUUUUCUAAUCCAUUCUGGAGAACGAUUACGUUUACCAUAACUUCAACAGUCAACAUCACAAAUACCCAAAAUUGUAUUCCUUCAUCUCUAUUUUUUGCUGGCUCCACCAGUGUGUCUUGUCGUCGGAAGAAGCGUGGAAUACUCAUCGAUUCUUCGGAUGCACCCGAAGAGAAUUCUCAGUUCCCCGUCAAUCCUUCGAAACCACAGCAGUUGACAUCAACGACUAUCUCCCCUGUCGAACAAUUUACUAAAGAAAGCCAUCAGUUUCCGACUGUGUUGUCUUCGUCUAAAGAUGAGGUGACCCCUGAGGAAAUAUCACUGGAACGAGCGCAAUGGAGGAAGGCAAAACGAUUUCUCAAUCAAUUCAUAGUAUCGGUAACUGUUUAUUCCUAUGAACUUACAACUGUCUUGUCUACUAAAACUGUAUCGCCGAUCACAAUUGUCUCAUCACUUUUGUGUCGGCCAAGUGGUUACGCUGUUUGCUGAUGUAGCUGUACGUACACCUUAAUCGACUAGUUGAUGAAUUACUUAAUCACGUUAAUUACGAUUGAUCCUACCCUUGUUUAACAAUGUGCACGAUUCGUUAAUAUUUUAAAUUGCCUUUAUUUACUUGGUUAGUACAUGACUAUAGGUGCUGAAUUAACCAAUUCAUUGCAGUUAAUCUUUGUCCUCCACAACUCGAUAUCAGUACAGAAGUAAAUUAUGGCCGUUGAUCGUCAGGAACGUCUGAUUUGUGGCAGCCGCAAGUGUCUGGAAAAAUAUAACCCUUUAGUCGACUUGCUAAUUGCACUGCACCCGAAAAAUUAAAGUACUACGUACUGCAAGUUUGAAGAUUACCGCCUUUACAGCCUCGAAGAUCACACAAGUUUUCACCUCUCAAAUGCGGCAAAGAAACCCCAUUCCAAUAGUAUGGAUCGUUGUUGGUCAUCCAUUCCGGAGUGGAACUGCCAUUAUUUCGCAACCAAACUAAAUUACUCCAGCUAUCCAUAUGCUUAUUCGGGGAUCCUAUGUCACGUCAAACAUUUUUUUAAAGUAAUUUUCUUUUUUGUAAAUUGCAGUUUGUUCAAAUCACAUGCUCCUGGUACCUGGAUUGCGAUAAUCUUCAAAAUAGCAGCAAGUACCCGAGCCACCGUCAUCGUGGUAAGUUCCCUGACGUAACUUUCCAACGUACGCAACGGGAUGUGUGGACUCAAACACUUCGUAACGGCCAGGAUGACGAGUGUACCAACCUUCGUGCUGAUAGAACGUGACACGAUCGACUUGAUUGCCAUUCAGCACCUGCCAAAGUAGAUUUUGUUUUAGAUUUUUAAACAUAACAAAUCUCUUUUUGCUAAAUGUUUUUCAGUUACCUUGACAACGUAACGCCCCCAGUUGACGUCGUCGCCUGGAUCGCCUGGUAGCAUUGGGCAAUCGUCCUUGUAGCCGUAGAAAUACCAAUAGGAAAUGAUCAAAUCACUGUCACAUUGGGCAGCUUCGUAAUAUGCCGGUAUCCGACCGUCUAAAAUGCUAAUGUAGUCCAUGUUGCAUAUCUUUAAAAA